Chanos chanos (milkfish) is the source of this 1276-nucleotide messenger RNA. Its product is annotated as proteinase-activated receptor 4. The transcript has 2 exons. Gene Ontology annotation, biological process: phospholipase C-activating G protein-coupled receptor signaling pathway; thrombin-activated receptor signaling pathway; blood coagulation. Bases 47 to 1204 code for a protein of 385 amino acids. The record is from RefSeq and is a predicted model, not a curated record. Lineage: Eukaryota; Metazoa; Chordata; Actinopteri; Gonorynchiformes; Chanidae. Gene Ontology annotation, cellular component: plasma membrane. Gene Ontology annotation, molecular function: thrombin-activated receptor activity.
AAUCUUUACUAUAGAAUACAAGACUCAUUUGUGCCUCUUUAAUACCAUGGCUUUGCCUGUCUUCUCCCGAGCUCUGUUUCUGUUGCUCUUUCUUUUUCCCAUCACCCAUCAAUCAUCCCCCUCUUCAGAGGAAGAAUGCUCUAGAACUAGUGGCAGACAGCGGUCGUUCAAACUAGUGACCGAUGGCUGCAACUUCACACUGAACGAAAAGCAGAAGGUGGAGAUUCAGGCCAGCACCACCGUGUUGGUGGUCCCUUUCCUCUACCUUGUGGCCUUCAUUGUGGGCCUCCCUGCUAACCUGCUGGCCUUAUGGGUUCUGCUUUUUCGCACCAAGAAAAUGCCCUCUACAAUUCUGCUGAUCAACCUCACAUCCUGCGACCUCAUGCUCCUUCUGGUGCUCCCAUUUCGGAUUGUCUACCACUUCUCAGGGAAUGACUGGAGCUUUGGUGAGGCCUUCUGCCGGAUGAUCACAGCUCUCUUUUAUGGGAACAUGUACGGUUCAGUGUUGUGCCUGAUGCUGAUUGCCAUGGACCGCUACGUAGCACUAGUGCAUCCGUUUGGCGCUAAGACAUUCCGGAGCCAGCGUACCUCCUUCUUCAUGAGUCUUUCUGUCUGGGUUGUCGUGGCAGCCGCCAUGGCGCCCCUGUUAGCCUCGCGCCAGUCGUACCUGCUGAAUGAACCGCCCAUCACAACAUGUCACGAUGCGCUGCCAGCAGAAGAGCAAGAGAAGUUUUUCAUGCCCUACUUCAUCACACUUUUCUCUGUUUUUUUCCUGCUACCGCUGGUUCUCAUCCUGUUCUGCUAUGGCGCUGUGGUUUACACACUCGUAACCGGAGGCCGUCGCUUCGCUCACGCUAUCGGUGUGACUGUGCUGGUGCUUCUAGUCUUCAUUGUUUGUCUGCUGCCCAGUAAUCUACUACUGCUGCUGCACUACUCAGAUUCCUACCUGACUGGUGAUGGGGAUGACCUCUAUGUGCCCUAUAUGAUCAGCCUGGCAGUCAGCACCUUCAACAGCUGCUUUGACCCUUUCAUCUUCUACUACGUUUCCGAGGAUUUCAGAGGGAAAGUUCGGCAAGCGUUGUGUUGCCAAAAGGCUAGCGCUGACUCAUCUUCAGGGCACCAGGCAUCCUACUCAGGAACAAAGGUCACCCUCCUGUCAAAGUCCAUAAGGACCACUGGGUCCACAGAAAAUGUAGAAGCAUGAUUACCUGGCCAGUAUAAGAGGGGAGUUAAUGCUUGUUGUUAGCUACUCCUCAUUUACAGGAAAAAGCUUAGC